Molecule: messenger RNA, 894 nt
Organism: Schizophyllum commune H4-8
Lineage: Eukaryota; Fungi; Basidiomycota; Agaricomycetes; Agaricales; Schizophyllaceae
Exons: 4
Coding region: 17-577 (186 amino acids)
Source: RefSeq, a predicted model, not a curated record
CGUCCACACACAUACCAUGGCUGACGAAUUUCCCGAUACCGUGAACGUAUCUGAAGGCAUUGUCUGCGCCUUCGUCGAUACUGGUGCCCCCGGCACCGAUCCCUUACAGCCGGCUCACAAGCGCGUCCUACGCGUUGCGCCGACGGCCAAAUUCGUCGUUCCCCCGCAUUGGCAUGCAAGGCAUACCGAAUACAUCAACGUGGUGGAAGGGAAAAUGAAGGUGACGGUGGAUGGUGUGACGACAGAAAGGACAUCGAGCGAUGGACCUGCAAAGAUCCCGCCGGGGUCGGUGCAUGCGCUGGAGAGCGUUCAGGGGGAGGUGUGCGUGGUGGAAGAGUGGGUUGAUCCUGGGCCGAAGGAGUACGAGCUGGUCUUCCGCAACCUGUUCUCAGAGCCGAAGUUGGAGGACCACAGCAUGCUGACGCUCAUGAACAUCUUCUGGUAUAGCGAGAGCUUCCCGGGUACGCCUGGCCACAUCCGGCCGCUGGAGAAGGGGUUGACCUUUAUCCUCGGACGAGUCCUAGCGCCAUUGCUAGGGUAUGAGAGGAAGUACAAGUCGCUCAAGAAGGAGGAGUGAGAUGAUAUGUUUUGGGGAAGAGGGACUACGGAGAACGGUGUACGUCGCGAUUACGGGCGCAGCCGCCGACUGGACCCGCUGGAGCAUCGAGAAUUGACGAAGUCGGUCUCCGCUGGUCUUCGUCGGCUAGCAGGGAGCGUUCGUUGCGUAAGAGUCCAGGGAUGGAGUGGGGUGCGCAACCUUCUUGCGGCCCUCGACUAGUGGAGGACGAGGACUUCGCGAUCGUAUUCAGUCUCGGUCAGCACGUAUAUCCUUCGGAUACUGCAUUGUCGACACGCAUGUAGCAGUAACCACCCACAUAUCUCAUUCGAGAUGGA